Aspergillus novofumigatus IBT 16806 is the source of this 753-nucleotide messenger RNA. RefSeq lists its product as uncharacterized. The transcript has a single exon. The record is from RefSeq and is a predicted model, not a curated record. Bases 204 to 635 code for a protein of 143 amino acids. NCBI's taxonomy places the organism in Eukaryota, Fungi, Ascomycota, Eurotiomycetes, Eurotiales, Aspergillaceae.
UCUUUCAGCACCCUUCUUCCUCUCCAUUGCACACUUCAUUCUUCAUAGUAAAGUCCUUAAUGGAUUGUCGCCACGCUUUUUGUUGAUAUAAUCUCAUACUUAAUAUCUGUCUUUCCCGUGUAUAUACCUCCUGCACGUAUAUAUCUGAGUCACCUCGAUCUGUCUAUACUUUCAUACCGCGAUCAUCCACGUCAACGGUCAACAUGCAGUUGGCUACAUUCCUGCUGGUCGCGCUCCUGUCGAUCUUCAACAUUACCUUGGCAGCUCCCGCCUAUCACCAUUACACCGUGAACCCUGCCAACCCUGCCCUGACCUGGCAUGUCUCCAACUUUUAUACCGGCUGCUCUCCUGGGGGUUGUGCCUAUCGAUUCGAUAUUCUCGGGAUCGCCACUCCAAACACUCCCGGGUUCAACACUACUUGCAACGGCACUGACGUGGAGACAGACUACACCUUCUGCAGAGACAAACACAUCAAAGCUAAAUUGACAGCUUUGAAGUCUCGCGCAUGGAAGGUCGAGGUCAUGCACGCGUGGUUCAAACCUGGAGCCGAAUUCUAUGCCGAGGGUUCGGCCAACAUCACAUCUUCCAUGCGGAACUUUACAAUUCCUGUGACGGAUACAUACGGCGCUGCUUGAGCUGAAUACGGCGACUCGCUACUUAACCAUGAGAUGGCCUGAUCUGAGAAACAGGUCUUUCAUGGAAGGAAUUGAUCGCGUUGAUCCGCGAAAACAGGCCCUUACGCUGGCAACGUGA